Messenger RNA from Dunckerocampus dactyliophorus (ringed pipefish), 5378 nucleotides. It is a transcript of the gene ptk2aa, whose product is annotated as protein tyrosine kinase 2aa. The transcript is spliced from 37 exons. Gene Ontology annotation, biological process: signal complex assembly; protein phosphorylation. The record is from RefSeq and is a predicted model, not a curated record. Gene Ontology annotation, molecular function: protein tyrosine kinase activity; ATP binding. The coding region runs from base 1760 to 5071 and encodes 1103 amino acids. NCBI's taxonomy places the organism in Eukaryota, Metazoa, Chordata, Actinopteri, Syngnathiformes, Syngnathidae. Gene Ontology annotation, cellular component: cytoskeleton; focal adhesion.
UGUUGGAAUGUUGGAUGUGGACGAGGCGAAGAGGGGAAGCAGGAACAGGCGACUCCGGAGCGAGCGAGAGGGGGGAGAAGACUGAGGAGGCGAGAUUGGAGCGAUAAUACGCCGCCAGCAACUAUCAUUACUCCGGGAUAGCGGAUCUUCGAGCUAGUUCUUCCAGUUUUAAAGCCAACAGAAGGUUCAACAUAGAACGUCCACGGGAACCAGUCAGCGAUGGGCGGUGAAGUGAACAGCCUGAGCGACAGCCUGUUUCAGUCGGACUGUACUGAGCGUGUCACAUUAUGACUAAUGGAGUAGCCCCCUCGGGGUGGUGUUUGUGUCGGAGAGGCGGAAGGGCUUGAAGGCAACAACACAAGCAGGAACACACACACACACACACACACACACACACACUCAUGAGCCUGUUUUUGCAAGGAUUUUGUAGUAUUUUGGAAAGUAACGUGCUAUAAAAAGUAACAAUGUAAACAUUUGUUGGUUGGUUAGGCAGUUAGCAGCAUUAUGCAAAACCUUUAUAGCGUAAAUGCUGUAUUUAUAGCCAGGGCGUUUAUUCAUCUAAACUACUAAGAGGAUGGGGCGUUAUCAUUCUAUAUAUAACAACUUAAACUGCUGCUGGAACUGCUGCUAAUUAGAAACACUGUUUAUUUAUUUAGAUUUUGUAGACCACGCACCCAGCAACUCUAGGAGACUCAGCGUUCAUUAGCAACAUUUUGGUGAACAGCUGGAAAUUGGUACGGAUUUGAGAAUUUUAUUUUAGCCGUAGCGCCAAGUGUGGCAAUGACCCUCCAGGUGCAGCAGAUAGAGCUGUGGUGGGGAAAAGAUGCCGCCAAUUGUUAAUUGUAAGUAACAGUACGGCAACGGUAACACACAUGAGGGUUACACCAACAGCUGAGUAGCAACAUUUUAAAGCGAAUGAAGUGGUAGAUACAGCUGCUUGUGAUACUUCAAAUGCUGCUACUGCCAUCUUGUGGAGUUAAACAAAUACACCAGGAGGUUUCCCACAGCCACAGAUGUGAAUGCUAAUGCAGUUAUUUGCUUUUACAGUAUAUACAUUUUAUUAGCGACUGGAACUUCUUCGUCAGCAGGUCACCUACAGCCAUACCCAAUGUUUUUCUGAGCUAGCGCUAAUUAGAGACCCCAAAGGGUUAUUAGCAUUUACACACCACGCACACAUAGGAGACGCACACAUUAAAAAGAUGCAAAUUGAUAGACGCAAAUCCGGAAAUGCCGAGUGAAGAGGUUAUUUUACCUUAUAGUCAAGUCUUUUAUGGUCAAGUGGGGCAGUGACCCAUCAGAUAAAAAAAGAAAAAGCUCACGGUGAGUGGCAGCUGGCACCUGCUUUAUAUUGCACAUUACCACCACCUGCAGGACUUGAUUGGAACGGUAUGGGUCAUAUUCAUGUUCUCGACUCAGUGUGACUUGUACAUCUGGCUGCCACCCCCACCCCCCAGCCCUCUUCUGGUAGACAAAGAUUCUCCUUCCCCCUCCUCCGUCCUCCAUUCAUCUAUCCAUCCAUCCCUCCCUCCCUCUCUCUCGCUCUAUCUCUCUCUCUCUCUCUCGCUCUCUCUCUCACUCGCUCUUGCUCAUCUCCCUCCCCCUUAGGACGCACUCUAUCCUUCCCACUCAUGCCACACUCUGUGAGUGUCGUGGUGGGGAUUAGGAAGGGGAAGGCCGCGUUGUAAGAGUGACCACAGAAGCCCGGGAUUUGGGCUUUCCCAAUUUAGCGCUCUUCUUUUUGCACUAUUCUGGACUUUAAAUGGAAGGAUUGUACCAUGAUAUCUCCAGGAUUGCCUACUACACAGAAUAUGACAGACACCUAGCAGCGGCGGUAUCAGCAGGGAAAACCAUGGCCACGCCCUACAUGGACCCCAACCUUAACCACUCCCUCCUGGGUGGCGCCCCAAGGCUCAGCACGGGGGGGUCAGAUCGGACCAUGGCCGGCUCCGUGGACAGGGUCCUGAAAGUCUUCCAUCACUUCGAGACCAACACGGAGCUCAGCAGCUGGUCCUCUAACAUUCGAUAUGGGGAUGCCACCGAUGUCCGGGGAAUCAUCCAGAAGAUCCUGGACAUCCACAAAGUGCGCUGGACGUCCUGCUUCGGCCUGCGUCUCAGCAGCAGCGGCCAAACCAGAGACCAAGUCUACUGGCUUCACCCAGACCUGGGCGUGUCUCACGUCCGCGAAAAAUACGAACAGACGCGUCCCGGCGAGGAGUGGAGGUAUGAACUGAGGAUCCGGUAUCUGCCAAAAGGCUUUGUGCAGCAGUUUACAGAAGACAAACCUACACUCAAUUACUUCUACCACCAGGUGAAAAAUGACUACAUGACACAGAUUGGGGAUCAGUUGGAACAAGAUGUCGCCCUCAAACUGGGCUGUCUAGAGAUCAGGCGGUUCUUCAAAGAGAUGCGAGGCAACGCCCUGGACAAGAAGUCCAACUAUGAACUACUGGAGAAGGAUGUUGGUUUAAGGCGUUUUUUCCCCAAAGACUUGCUGGAUUCAGUCAAGGCUAAGACUCUUCGUAAGCUCAUCCAGCAGACCUUCAAGCAAGUGGCCAACCUCAACGACGAGCAGUGCAUCCUGAAAUUCUUGGAGAUCCUCGCUCCCAUCUACCGCUAUGACAAGGAGUGCUUCAAAUGUGCGCUCGGGUCCAGCUGGGUGAUUCAGGUGGAGCUGGCAAUCGGGCCAGAGGAGGGGAUCAGCUACCUGACAGACAAAGGAUCAGCACCCACCCAUCUGGCUAACUUCACCCAAGUUCAGUCCAUCCAGUACUCAGCCAUGGAGGAGAAGGACAGGAAGGGAAUGCUGCAAGUCAACGUGGCGGGAGCUGCUGAGCCUCUCACCGUCACGACAGCCUCCCUGACCAUGGCCGAGAACCUGGCCGACUUGAUUGAUGGCUACUGUCGACUGGUCUCCAUGGAAACCCACUCUUUCAUCGUCAGAGUGCAGAAAGAGGGCGAGAGAGCGCUGCCUUCCAUUCCAAAAGUGUCUAAUAAUGACAAGAAGUUGGAGGCGGUGAAGAGCGGAGUGAGAACUAUUUCCAUCUCAGACCCGGUGCCAUCAUCGACUCUUCCCAAGCCAGCCAAGGCGCGGCGUUUUCUCCUCCCCUUUGUCUUCUGUUCAGAAUCGCCACCCAAUGAAGAUCUUAGCGGGGAUGAGACCGAUGACUACGCCGAGAUAGUUGACGAAGAGGACACGUACACCAUGCCCUCCAUGACCUAUGGAAUAGUGGAAGCGCGGGACUACGAGAUCCAGAGGGAGAGGAUCGAGUUGGGUCGCUGCAUAGGAGAGGGCCAGUUUGGAGAUGUCCACCAAGGAGUCUACAACAUCCCGGACAAGCCGUCCCUCGCCGUCGCCAUCAAGACGUGUAAAAACUGCACUUCAGACAGCGUCAGAGAAAAGUUCUUGCAAGAAGCAUUGACCAUGCGCCAGUUUGACCACCCUCACAUUGUCAAAUUGAUCGGCGUGAUAACAGAGAACCCGGUGUGGAUCAUCAUGGAGUUGUGUACGCUCGGAGAGCUGCGCUCCUUCCUUCAGGUGAGGAAGUACAGUCUGGACUUGGCCACUCUCAUCCUGUUUGCCUACCAGCUCAGCACCGCACUGGCGUAUCUGGAGAGCAAACGCUUUGUGCAUCGGGACAUAGCGGCACGCAACGUGUUGGUGUCUUCGGUGGACUGCGUGAUGUUAGGGGACUUUGGUCUGUCGCGCUACAUGGAGGACAGCUCUUACUACAAAGCCUCUAAAGGUAAGCUUCCUAUCAAGUGGAUGGCUCCCGAGUCCAUCAACUUCAGAAGGUUCACCUCCGCCAGCGACGUCUGGAUGUUUGGCGUGUGCAUGUGGGAGAUCCUGAUGUACGGCAUCAAGCCCUUCCAAGGGGUGAAGAACAACGACGUAAUCGGCAGGAUCGAGAACGGCGAGCGCUUGGCCAUGCCCCCGCAGUGCCCCCCCACCCUUUACAGCCUCAUGACCAAAUGUUGGUCCUACGACCCCAGCAAACGGCCGCGGUUCACAGAACUCAAAACACAACUCAGCGCCAUACUGGAGGAGGAGAAGCUUCAGCAGGAGGAGAGGCUGCGGAUGGAGAUGAGAAGACAAGUCACAGUGUCUUGGGACUCCGGAGGUUCUGAUGAGGCGCCGCCCAAACCUAGUCGGCCAGGUUACCCCAGCCCUCGCUCCAGUGAGGGCUUCUUCUCCAGCCCGCAACACAACCACUUCCCGCCAACAGCCCACGGCGGCGUGGGAGGCGGCUUCCCUGCCGGUGAUUCCUGGAACCAGCACAGGCCCGAACACACAGCACUGUGGAGCCCCAACGUGGAGGACACGGGAUGUGUGGGCCAGGCGCUCAUGGAGGAGAGGCUGAUGAUGCAGCAGCAGCAGAUGGAGGACGACCAGCGAUGGUUGGAGCAGGAGGAAAGCUUCAUGAAGGCCGAGUCCAGAAACAGCCGAGGAAGCAUCGACAGAGAGGACGGCACGCUCCAAGCGCCGGGUGGAAGUCAGCACAUCUACCAGCCUGUGGGGAAACCAGAACACGUGGCGCCGCCUAAGAAGCCGCCCCGCCCCGGAGCGCCUGGCCACCUCGGCAACCUGGCCGGCCUCUGCCCCGUGGACAGCUACAAUGAAGGCGUGAAGUUACAGCCCCAGGAGAUCAGCCCGCCCCCCACAGCCAACCUGGACCGCUCCAACGACAAAGUCUACGAGAACGUGACGGCCCUGGUCAAGUCUGUCAUCGAGAUGUCCAACAGGAUCCAGCCCGCAGCCCCCGAGGAGUACGUCCCCAUGGUCAAGGAAGUGGGUCUGGCGCUGAGGACGCUGCUGGCCACGGUGGAUGAGACCAUUCCUGUGCUGCCUGCUAGCACCCACAGAGAGAUCGAGAUGGCCCAGAAGCUGCUGAAUUCCGACCUGGCGGAGCUGAUCGCCAAGAUGAAGCUAGCUCAGCAGUACGUCAUGACCAGCUUGCAGAAGGACUACAAGAAGCAGAUGCUGAUGGCGGCGCACGCCCUCGCCGUCGAUGCCAAGAACCUGCUGGACGUCAUCGACCAGUCACGGCUCAAGACCAUCACGAGGCCGCAUUAGCCGCCGGACGGAAGCGGGGAAAGGGUCACCGAUGGUGAAACGAUGGCCAGCGGACAAUCAGAUGCCAUCGCAACACCUUUUUGUAAAAAAGACAAAAAACUCUUUCCUCGCAUGUCCUUUCAUUUUUUUGGAUUUAUUUAACACGUGAUGGCUCGUUUGAAGGACUUACCACGUGACGAACUGGAAACCUGAGACAAUGGAGGAGGAUCAUGAAGAUAUUUUCUUUUUUUUUCAUAUAUAUAUAUAUAUUAAUAUUUGCAGCCUUGACUCUUCAUAGGAUGUUUUUUUUUUUUUAAAUCUCACUUUA